AUGGGCACCCCUUAUAUGGUAAGGGAUGUCUGCACCCUUCCCUCCCCUCCCUUCCCUCCCCUCCCUUCCCUCCCCUCCCUUCCCUCCCCUCCCUUCCCUCCCCUCCCUUCCCUCCGCCUGCGCCACCCUUUCCCCCCUCGUUCCUCCCCUUCCCGCGUUUCCACCAGCGUCAGACUGGCAACGCGCAUGGCAGUGCUGAGCGUGUGUGCAGCGUUCACGGUGCGCACGAUUCGAAUCGACGGCUCACAGCUGCUGCACACGUGGCAGCUGUUUGAUUGGACCAUUGACACCACCAUCCCCACCGCAUCCAUCAUUCGCGUCUCCCUCUGCAAAAUGGAGAGGCGGUUCAGCACGACAUAUUUCUGCCGGGUCACAGCAGCAGACGGCAAGCAGCUUGACUUUGGUGGGCAUCUGUCCAAAGAGGAGAACGUGUGGCUGCAGCACGAGGUGUCCUCGUACCUGCUCAGCCUGGCAGCGGAGUCUGUUUGA
Closterium sp. Yama58-4 is the source of this 489-nucleotide messenger RNA. NCBI's taxonomy places the organism in Eukaryota, Viridiplantae, Streptophyta, Zygnematophyceae, Desmidiales, Closteriaceae. The record is from the annotation of a GenBank genome assembly.